UCACUCACUGGGGAUGCUGUAUAAAUGUAUCAAGGUUACAUCUAUACAUAUCGAGUGUCCCAGACAGAAACAGGUUCUUGGAGUGCUGAGACAGCACCUGGGGUACAUAAAAGAUAUUUCCGGAAAGUAAAAAAUCUCAUUUCAGCGUUUCAGAAGCCAGAUCAAGGCAUCGUGACACCUCUGCAGUAUCCAGUUGAAAAGUCCUCUGCCAGGGGCCCACAAGCUCCCACAGGGAGAAGAGAUUCUGAUAUCUGUCUGAAUGCACCAUGAAGAAGAGUAACUCUCUCUGUACUCUAUUUUCAAUAAUUUAAGUAUGUGCCAAGUCUUGUAUAUUGUAGAUAGUACAGUUCAGCGAGCUGCAAAUGCCUUUUAAGCAUGACUCUAUUCCUGUAAUAGCAUCUCGCCUGAUGUCAAAGCUGCAAGUGGACGUGGUAGAUAACAAGUGCUUUAAAGUGCGGAUUGGAAAACAGAAUCCCUUAGGGUAUUUUUAGUUGCCGUAUUUACAAAUGAGAAACAAUUUAAAAGCACAAUGAAGACUUUACACAAGAUUAAUGUUGAUUCUUGCCAAAUGUAAAUAAAAAUGAUCUCUUUUUU
Messenger RNA from Mus caroli (Ryukyu mouse), 594 nucleotides. Lineage: Eukaryota; Metazoa; Chordata; Mammalia; Rodentia; Muridae. The record is from RefSeq and is a predicted model, not a curated record.